AUGACUCGAAGCCAGAAUCAUGAUGAUGCAUCAUCUAACAAUAAGAGGAUCAUGAAGAGUGUUUGCAAGUCAUGGAGGUCACUCUCACUCUCUAACAAGAACAUGUUUAUAGCAUCCAAACCACCCAUGUUAAUGCGCAUCUCUACUCGUGCUAAUGAGAAAGAGUGUUUCUUAGAGGACUUUGAAGAAAGAAAAUUCAAAACCAUAAUUCCCCAUUCUGAAGGCAGGACCUAUUUUGGAUUAACUUGUGGUUAUUUGAUCUUCUAUGGAAGGGACACCAAGGACUUCUGGCUUGUGAAUCCUAUCACAAGUCAUGAACUUCAUUUCCCUAAUUUUCCCUCCUACCUCAAUUGCUAUGGAUUAAGUUUCAGUGCUAUCCUUGUCUUUUCAUCUUCAAUAUCUAGAUAUGUGUUUCUUAUCUUAAAGAGAUUCACCUAUCAAAUAUGGUUUUCUAUAGAGGGUAAAGGAGACUGGAAUGAUGUGCCAUCCACUCUCCGCAUUCGUGAUAUACAUGCUUUCAAGGGGAAGAUAUAUGCCUUACCCUACGCCCACUCCGGUAGUAUUAGGUGGGAAGUAAGAGAUUUAUUUGAAAUGAGACUCGAUCCAGAGCCCAAACUGACAUUACUAAAAGCCCAUAACUUUCUAUUGCUGGAAUCCUAUCACCCGAAGUUUGUAAGUUCGGGUGAAAACCUUUAUGUUAUGGAAACCCGUUCCAAAUAUUCUUGGUACAAGGUCCAUGAACUGGAUUUUGGUGAAAUGAAAUGGGUGCCAUUUGAAGACACAAGUGAGGAAUACGAGUUUUUUAUAAGUGACUUGGAGCCUAGUGCUGCUGUUAAACAAGAGUCGUGGGUUGACACUCAGUCACGAUACAUGAGAUAUGAUGUUACCGAUAAUAGUGAAAAAGGCAGGCUCUUUAUUACAAAUCAGUGGUACUUCCCUCAUCAAUGUUUGAAUGUUGAUCGCGUACAUGAAUUAUGA
Lactuca virosa is the source of this 978-nucleotide messenger RNA. Lineage: Eukaryota; Viridiplantae; Streptophyta; Magnoliopsida; Asterales; Asteraceae. The record is from the annotation of a GenBank genome assembly.